Messenger RNA from Necator americanus (New World hookworm), 1389 nucleotides. RefSeq lists its product as uncharacterized. The coding region runs from base 1 to 1389 and encodes 462 amino acids. The transcript has 4 exons. Gene Ontology annotation, cellular component: nucleus. Gene Ontology annotation, biological process: chromatin remodeling. The record is from RefSeq and is a predicted model, not a curated record. Gene Ontology annotation, molecular function: catalytic activity. NCBI's taxonomy places the organism in Eukaryota, Metazoa, Nematoda, Chromadorea, Rhabditida, Ancylostomatidae.
AUGGUUGCUGCCGUUUCGAAUAGCCGUGGUCACAAUUCGGGCGCUUUGCAAUUCACCUUCGAUCAAUCGUCGGACAAGACGAUGUUUAUGAAAAACGGAAUGGGUCUACAUCUGAGUCGGGAAAUCAACAUGGUGAACGACUUGACCUCCGAGCUGAGCAGAAGGGAAACGAGCGGCUAUGGAGGGGAGCUUUCAAGAGUAUCCAAGGAUGUCCUGGCCACUUGCAAGCAGGAAAAAGCAAAAUCAAAGCAAAAGGGAGGCGAUGUGGAAAGGAAAGUCAAGGCUCCUUUCGGAUUGAUGGCGUUUGAACGCUCAAUCGAAAGGCGAGCAGACGUAAAGUAUCCCGUUUCACGCGUUCGAGUGUACGCAUUGGGAACGUACGAGCUAUAUAACCUGCACUGUUAUAUGGCGAAAGCUUCCCAUACAUUGCAAAAAGGUGCUGUCGUCCAGCACACCGCCAAAGCCCAUGACCUGAAAGGUCAACUGCCUGAAGGGAGCAUGGAAUCUUUGGCAACAACCAUUCGUUUCGUGACGCUGAACUGCCGAACACUAUCGAGUGAACUCCAACAAGCCGCUCUAUCCAGACUUCUGCGAUAUCUCUGUGUGCCUUUUGCUGCACUGCAGGAAACACGCAUGAGAGAUCGGCCCGUCAUCAGCAUCGAAAAUUACACCAUAUACUGCGGCGAUGCUGAUGAGAACAAAGUAGGUGGCUGCGCGAUAGCUGUGAGGAACGAUUACAAGAACCUGGUGGAGGAAUUUGGCUCAACGUCGUCUAGAUGCGCCUUUUUACGACUGCGGGAUCGCGGAGGACGUAAACUCUGGAUCGUAAGUGCUCACGCACCUACGGAAACCGCUGAGGACAACAGUAAGGACGCCUUCUAUGAUGAACUCAAUGCGUUGAUGUCUAAAAUACCAAGCCAGCAGGUGGUCAUUGUCGGAAUCGACGCAAAUGCAAAGAUGGGACUCGAACAGCAAUCCGAUGUGCUAGGAAAAUGGUACUAUGCAGCGGAGCGCACGUCGGACAACGGUGACCGUCUGGUCGACUUGUCCGAACAGACGGGCCUCAUCAUCGCUUCCACGUUUAAGAGGAAUCAUCGACGCCAUCAGCUCACGUGGCAGGGGUCAACCCUUUUAACGCCUGAAGAGCAGCGCAAGCGGAAGAUGAGGACUCUUAAACUUCAGCUCGACUACGUUCUGGCGAGGAACAUUCCUCAGUCAGAUAUCCGAAAAUCUAGAGCUGUUUGGGACGUCGCGUUCGACUCUGACCACCGUCCAGUUCUUCUCAGCUUCAAGAUACGGUUCCACAAGAGAAACCGAGGAGUUCCUCUUCAACCGAAAAUCGACAUGGCAGGUCUGAAAGACGAUGAAUGCAGAAGAAAAUUCCGCUAA